CUUCAGGUGUGGCUGUUUGAGGUUACGCAGGUAAAAAAAAGGCUACGUUUACCCAACUUUGACGGGUCAGGGUUAGCAGUUUUUUGUUCAGUAAACAAAACGACCCUGCAGACUGGCCAGUUCGUAACAAGAGGAAGGAAGACUGGAACCGGAAAAGCCGUGUGAAGUCCGUAAUUAUAGCUCAAGGAGAACGUCGUUUGUUUCGUGGUGGUCAGAAAAUUCUUGAAAUGGUCUAUUUGAUACAUAUAUAUUGAAAAAGCUUCUAUUUCGAUCGGAUUUGUAUUUGAAAUAAUAAACCUUUAUUGAGUUCUGGACGGUGUGGACUUUUGGACAAGUUGGCUUUGCUCGCGUGAGUAGUGCACGAGGAGAAGAAAGGCGACAAAGAAAUGGACAAUGACGUCGAAGCGCAAGAUACUUUUCCAGUGCAAAGGGAUGAAGAAGGUGAGAAUCAAGGAGCGCAAAAGAGAAGGGGUCAGAGGGUAGAGAAGUUUCACAAGAAAGUUUCUAGAUGGAUGCUUCCAGAGGAGUUACAUGAGACUUAUUUGGAGCGCGCCAACUGCUGCCCACCACCUAUCUUUAUCAUCCUCAUCAGUUUAGCAGAGUUGGGAGUGUUUAUCUACUAUGCAGUAUGGAAGCCCCAGAAGCAGUGGAUAACCUUAGGUACGGGAAUCUGGGAGAGUCCUCUUACCUAUAAGCCUGAACUACGUAAAGAGGCGUGGCGGUUCGUCUCCUACAUGUUUUUGCAUGCUGGGGUGGAGCACAUCAUGGGCAACCUGUUGAUGCAGGUGCUGCUGGGCAUUCCCCUGGAACUUGUGCAUAAGGGGUUUGAAGUGGGCAUGGUCUAUAUGGCUGGGGUCCUUGCAGGUUCCCUCGCCAGCUCCAUCUUUGAUCCUCUCAGUGCACUUGUGGGGGCCUCAGGUGGUGUCUAUGCCCUCAUGGGUGGUUACUUCAUGAAUGCCGUGGUGAAUUUCAGGGAGAUGUUUCUACCUCUGGGAAUAUUUCGGAUCGUAGUAAUCCUUCUCAUUGUUGGGACAGAUGUAGGCUUUGCUAUUUACAGAAGAUUUAUUGUCCAUGACACUGCCAUGAAGGUGUCUUUUGUGGCCCACAUUGGCGGUGGUAUAGCAGGCAUGACCAUUGGUUAUGUGUUUUUCACCAACUACAAUAAAGAGCUCUUGAAGGACCCACGCUUCUGGAUGUGCAUUGUUGGAUACAUUGUCUUCUUCUUGUUUGCUGUCAUUUUCAACAUCUUCUUGUCCACAGCACCUGCUUGAAGGUGUUUCUGUAAUGGUUGAAGCUAUGCCCCUAUUCACAAAGGAAAAUCCUGGCUUUAAAAAAAAGAAGAAAAAAAAAAGCCUUUCUCGGGUCACUAUAACUAAGACAAUUCUAUUCAUCAUUAUGUUUACAUACUCUGGUUGGAUGCUAAUACACUACAUAGAUUUUAAAAGUGAAUAUUUUUGAAUGUAUAGAUUGAAUUUGAUAGAUUUGUAAAAUGCUGUUAUUGAUAUGCAAAUAUGAACUUUUUUUUGGUUUUGCUUUGAGACCUUUGCUUUUGACAUCCUCAAAUAUGUAACUCCUCAGGAACAAAUACAAGUGUAAUAUUUGUAUUUUGAAGGGUUUGUUAUUGCAGGGCCAUUUAUUUUUUUAUCGACAGGAUUAAUGAGCCCUUGGUGAGUUCAAAUGGUUAUUUAAAAUACUUGGUUUGUCAUUUUAUUGACAAGAUUAUUGAUAAAAGGUGAAGAUUUAAUGUUCACUUAACUUGUUUGAGAAUGUGACCAUUGUGUUUGUAGGCAGGAAAAAGACUGUAUUAGUGCCCACUGGAGAACGUUUCCCUGAUUAUUAUCUGACAAGAUGAGCCCCUAAACCUAUUCCUAACUACUGUUACAGGCCUGAGACUGUGCCAAUUAAUGGGGCAACUUUCUCCAUUGUGUGGUUUGCAGGUAGCAAAAAAGUAGCUUUUUGGUUAAAAACCACCCCUAGAGAAAAUACAAUGCAAUGUAAUGACAGGACUCAAUUUUGGAGGUGCUAUCUCUCCAUUAUUUUAACUCUGAUAUGCAAAAAUCUAUAGUGGGCUGCAUGUAGGCUGACCACAACCUGAGGUCACACUAAUGUAGUUUAAAUGUGGUAUUGCAUAAGCUAUGAUCAUUAGGAAUUUGUGUCAAAUAAAUGCUAAUGACAUGUAUUUACAAUGACCUUAUAUUUUUUUCCCCUGGUUAUCAUAUUCAGUUUUAAAGCUGGGUUUUAGGUUGGAAUUUUGGUGGUGAUUAAGAAAAUGUGUAAACCUUUUCUUAGGUGUUUUUAAGGUAAUUGUCAGUUUUACAGAUUUUUUAAUAUUGUAAUGAAAUGAUGUAUUAAAUAUUUUA
Xyrauchen texanus (razorback sucker) is the source of this 2360-nucleotide messenger RNA. RefSeq names its product rhomboid-related protein 2-like. Gene Ontology annotation, cellular component: membrane. Gene Ontology annotation, molecular function: serine-type endopeptidase activity. The transcript is spliced from 8 exons. Bases 387 to 1271 code for a protein of 294 amino acids. Lineage: Eukaryota; Metazoa; Chordata; Actinopteri; Cypriniformes; Catostomidae. The record is from RefSeq and is a predicted model, not a curated record.